UUUGGGAAACCGAAGUUGUUGCCGGGCGGUGCUGUUUGGGACGAGCCUGAUCUAGAAGGACCGAACUUCCUCGGGACUCACUCAAGGUCAUUGUUCCUAGCAACGCGAGGACUGUGGGGAGUCGGUGCGCGCGCCGAAAUCUUUAAGGUCAAGACUGCCUUUGUGUUUCCCGAGCAGUUAGUUCAAAGCCGGCCACGUGGGAAGGGCGCAGACUAAGUCCUUCCAAAUCGAACUAAAACCAAAAGACAGGAGACAAAAGCACGGGCUCUUUCCCACUCCACGCCGAUUCUACCCACGCUUGCAAGUUAUUCUUACUCUCCCGGAGCGGGCGAGCUAAGGCCGGAGGGUGCAAAGUCGUGGCCAGGGAGGAGUUGGGGACCCGGUCGAAUCCCCUAGUAACGUAGGGUGGGCGAGUGGGCGUGUGCGCAAGCACGUGCCCGCACGCAGGAGUGCCUUGGGGGGAGAAGGGAGUGGUCUCCAAAAGGGGGAGGGGAGAAAGCAGGGUGGGGCGGGGAGAAGCAGGCUUUUUAGGACCCGGCAGCGGCGAGGGAGGAGAAAGAAGGCAAGGAGGCGUCUCCCGCGCUCGCCAGGGCCGUGCCACCUGCCCGCUAGCUCGCCGCACUAACGCUGCCCACAAGCCAACAUGCUGCAGAGACUGGGCGGCUCCGCGCUGCCUCUGCUCCUGCCGUCGCUGCUGCUGCUGCUGCUGCUGGGCGCCGGCGGCUGCGGCCCCGGGGUACGAGCCGAGGUGCUGUUCCGCUGCCCUCCCUGCACGCCGGAGCGACUGGCCGCCUGCGGACCCCCACCCGACGGGCCCUGCGCCGAGCUGGUGCGCGAGCCCGGCUGUGGCUGCUGCUCCGUGUGCGCACGGCUGGAGGGCGAAGCGUGCGGCGUCUACACCCCGCGCUGCGCCCAGACGCUACGCUGCUACCCGAACCCGGGCUCCGAGCUGCCCCUGCACACGCUGGUCAUCGGCGCGGGUACCUGUGAAAAGAGUCGCGUGGGCGCCACCCCACAGCAGGUUGCAGACAAUGGUGACGACCACUCUGAGGGAAGCCUGGUGGAGAACCAUGUGGACGGGACCAUGAACAUGUUGGGAGGAGGAAGCAGCGCUGGCCGGAAGCCUCUCAAGUCAGGCAUGAAGGAGCUGGCCAUGUUCCGGGAGAAGGUCAACGAACAGCACCGGCAGAUGGGCAAAGGUGGCAAACACCUCAACCUGGAGGAGCCCAAGAAGCUGCGGCCACCUCCCGCCAGGACUCCUUGCCAGCAGGAAUUGGACCAGGUCCUGGAGCGUAUCUCCACCAUGCGCCUUCCGGAUGAUCGGGGUCCUCUGGAGCACCUCUACUCCUUGCAUAUCCCGAACUGUGACAAGCAUGGCCUAUAUAACCUUAAACAGUGCAAGAUGUCUCUGAAUGGACAACGCGGGGAAUGCUGGUGUGUGAACCCCAAUACCGGGAAGCUGAUCCAGGGAGCCCCCACCAUCCGGGGAGACCCCCAGUGUCAUCUCUUCUACAACGAGCAGCAGGAGACUGGUGGGGCUCCUGCCCAGAGGGUGCAGUAAAUCGCAGCCAAUUGGUGCCUGCCUCCCUCACCCAAACACCAGCAGAAAUGGAGCAUGCCUGGGUGAUGGGUCUGGAGGAUUUCCCAGUCUUGACACAUGUAUUUAUAUUUGGAAAGAGACCAACACUGAGCUCAGAAGCCCCCUCCCCCCCCUCCAGCUGCGGAUAACCUGUACCUCCAUUCUUCCUGCUUCUAUUAGGGAGGAAAAGGGUGGCACAGGGGGCGCUGGGUACAGGCUUGGGAAUGGGGAAAGAAAUUUUUAUUUUUGAACCCCUGUGUCUCUUUUACUUAAGAUUAAAGGAAGGAAAAAUAAA
This is a messenger RNA of Psammomys obesus (fat sand rat), 1874 nucleotides long. RefSeq names its product insulin like growth factor binding protein 2 (gene Igfbp2). Lineage: Eukaryota; Metazoa; Chordata; Mammalia; Rodentia; Muridae. Gene Ontology annotation, molecular function: insulin-like growth factor II binding; insulin-like growth factor I binding. The transcript has 4 exons. The coding region runs from base 644 to 1561 and encodes 305 amino acids. The record is from RefSeq and is a predicted model, not a curated record. Gene Ontology annotation, biological process: regulation of insulin-like growth factor receptor signaling pathway. Gene Ontology annotation, cellular component: extracellular region.